ACUUUACACUAUUUACUAAAAAUGUUAGCAGCGCUGUUUGUGCUCUUGCUGCUCUGCACUGGCAGCUGCGCUGAGAAUUCAUUAAUAAACCUUGGCGAUAUAGCUUAUCCUGGACGCUGUGUUAUUGACAUGGGCGCUUCGCUAGCGCUGCUUAGGAUGGGCGAGUCUAUUAAGCUAGAGAAUUUACCCUGCACUAUGAUAUUUUGCAUGGGUGAGGGCUACGGACUGUUGCGCACCUGCGAUCACAAACCGCCACCAGAUGAUUGUCAAUAUGCUGAUUACAUUUAUUGGAACGAAGAGUAUCCCAAGUGCUGCAAGCGUCGCAUUAGUUGUUAGCAAUGACUUUGAAAACUUUACAAAAUUCAAGCUACUAAUAAAAUUUAUGUUAAUUUUUGGGCUACAGCA
Molecule: messenger RNA, 405 nt
Organism: Drosophila busckii
Lineage: Eukaryota; Metazoa; Arthropoda; Insecta; Diptera; Drosophilidae
Exons: 3
Coding region: 22-336 (104 amino acids)
Source: RefSeq, a predicted model, not a curated record